Molecule: messenger RNA, 1765 nt
Organism: Acinonyx jubatus (cheetah)
Lineage: Eukaryota; Metazoa; Chordata; Mammalia; Carnivora; Felidae
Gene: IL3RA
Product: interleukin 3 receptor subunit alpha
Biological process (GO): cytokine-mediated signaling pathway
Cellular component (GO): external side of plasma membrane; membrane
Molecular function (GO): cytokine receptor activity; protein binding
Source: RefSeq, a predicted model, not a curated record
AAGAGGGUCAUUCCUGGGAAAGCGGCUGACACAUUCCUGACGCAGCGGCUGUCCCCGGGUUUUAAGGCAGAGACACAGGCACAGAGCGGGCCGCGCCGUCGGAGGGAGGGGGUCCUCGGGCAGGCCCCGACCACGCCCACCGUGCCCGGGUCUGGCCUCUGGGGUGGGGCCCCUAGCGGGGACUAUAAAGUCCCCGAGAAGCAAGCGACAGCCAGCUUUGGGCUUUGGUUUCUACUUGGGGACACUUCCUCCGAGGCGAGGAAGGAGUGACGAGUGAGGAGCCCGCGGUCCGGGGGGGGGGGGGGGCCCCCAGGCCGGCUGCCGCCUCCCGCUCGCGCACUUUCUUCGCGUCCGGGGAACAACCGGCGCGCAGGCUGGGACUCACGCGGACCUUCUCCGCGUCCCAGGGAACAUCGCGAGCACAGGCUGCACGAGGGACCCCAGGCAGGCGGCGGGUCUGCGAGCGCAGUGCGCGCCCUCGGGGACGCGGGAGCCGGAGCGCCAUGGCCUUCCUGUGGCUGGCCUUGUGUCUCACGCCCGCGUGCUGUCUGCUGCACAGGGACGAAGAUCCCGAGCCGCCGAUUAAGAACCUGCGAAUGCAGCCGGAGACGAGAAGGUUGACCUGGGACCUCAGCGGAAACGUGUCUGAGAUUGGCUGUUUCAUCAACUCGAGGCUGAUCACUAAGGCCGUGGACAAGCCUUACUGCCAGUUCCGCGUACUUCCCUCGUGUCAGGUGACGAAUUUCACGGUCGCCUCCACCGGAGACCCACCGUUCUCCGCAGGGAUCCUGUACCCCAGGCCAGAGGGCCACCCUGAGGCGGCCGCGCAGCGUCUGGGCUGCUGGGUGCACGACGUGGACUUCCUGACGUGCAGCUGGGAGGCGGGCCGCGCGGCCCCCGGUGACGUCCAGUAUCGCCUGUACUGGCAGGACCUCAAGACCUACGAGGAGGAGGAGUGUCCCCGGUACGGGGUGGACGAUCGGGGGACACACAUCCGGUGUCAUUUCGACGACGUGUCCCGGCUCAGGGAACACGUCCAGUUCCUGGUGAAGGGCACCAGCAAGGGCGCGAGGAUCCCCUGCUCCGACCUCACUGUGGAACUGGCAAGAAUCGAGAGAUUAAGUCUGCCCAACAUCACCGGAAUGUGUAAUAAAUCGUAUUCAAUCAUGGAAUGGAAAAUGUCAAGCCACUUUAAUCACAGAUUUACAUACGAACUUGAAAUACAAAAGGGCUCAGAUCCCGCCUACACCGAGAAGGCGCCCGGCAGCUACUUCGUGCUCCGCAAUCCCGGAAACUACGCGGUGAGGCUGAGGGCGCACGCGCGCUUCCGCCAAACCUGGAGCGAGUGGAGCGCCGUCCGGCGCUUUGGACUGGGGUCCUUUCAAGAAGAGAAGUUGAGGACACAGACACGAGAGGGACGGCCAGAGUGCGACCUCGGGAAGGACACGCACUUCCGAGACUGGCUGACCUCCGCUCUGAUCCCGCUGGGCGCGCUGCUGGCCCUGGGGCUGGGGGUCGCGCUGUGCCGAAGGUACUCGGUGCUGCAGAAGCUCUUCCCCCCGAUCCCGCACCUGAAGGACCCCAUCAGUGACAACCUGCACAGCAGCAAGUUGGUGGCCUGGGAGGCCAGCAGAGCAAGCCGGGAGGACUGCCAGGUGGCGGAGGUGCAGGUUCUGGGAGAAACGUGACGCUGGGGCGCAGACCUCGUCUUCGACGCGGCGGGGGCCUGGACGGCCUGCUUGGUGUUGGACCAGGGGACCGGGGA